This is a messenger RNA of Pocillopora meandrina, 12995 nucleotides long. NCBI's taxonomy places the organism in Eukaryota, Metazoa, Cnidaria, Anthozoa, Scleractinia, Pocilloporidae. The record is from the annotation of a GenBank genome assembly.
GUUCAAAAUGGACAUUGACAAACUGUUGGGUACGAGGUAGCUACCACGAAGGAUUUACUUCACAAGCUUUUGUAAUGACAGGACUAUUCCGCGAGGUUAACUUCAUACAGAAAUUAACCUCUUCUCAAGAAAGUUUCUGCGUGGUUUUCGACAACUGAAAACGCUUAGUUUUUAGAUGGAGUUUGGCGAAUUGUCAGCAGAAGGCGAUGUCGUUACAAAAGAGGUUUCAUCUCCGUGUAGUCAAGGUUAGUUUGUAUUUGAUUGUGAUCAAGCUCCUGAAAUCUAUGUUUAUUUUACAUAUUUGGAGAAGUAGAUUUCAAAGUAGCUAUUGGACGGGUCAAGGUAAAAAAGGUGGAAUGAAUAAGUUUUUUUCGUACCUUACAGAACAUCAAUAAACAUUUUUUUUUAGACACGGUUGACGACCGUUGUGUCAGACAACCAAAAAUAGCAGCCGUACGUAUCAAGUUAUGUUAAAUUAUAUCAAUGCUUUUCUUAUCAUAGAAAAAGUUACCCGAGUAGGCGAAGAGUUUGUUGCCUCGGCUGAAAGAGGAGAGAGGGAAACGGAGCAAAACACGCCACGUGUUGUGUACUCGAAGGUGACAAAUUAGGAACUGCCAACUUUGUAUUUGUACAAUAAAAUUUGUGUCGCUACUUUUUAAGCUGUCAUACGCCUUGAAAUUUUCAAUUUCUUGGAGAGGAUAAGUAAACAGACUAUUUUAUUCAUAAAAUAACCGGAGCAUGUCAGAUUUGUUGGGAUUGUGUGCAAAGUUUUAGUACAACGAGAUAUGUGGUUUAUGUGAUGUUGGUAUGUUGUUUAACUUUUUAGGAAGAGUUACUCAAUUUGAGGGAGUCUCCAGCAUCAAAACUCUGGCCAUCUAUUCUUUCAGAAGAACACAUCAGGUUUGAUACUUUUGAUUAGAAAAAAAUAAAUAGUUGAGUAUUAAAUUGAUACUUUUUUAUAUUAAAGAUCAAGAUACGUUUAUCUCCGAUAAAUUGCCCAUUGUGGAUAUCUUCAGAUUCCAAAUACUAAGUUUUGACCAUUUUACUUCUAUGAGUGUCCAAGACAGAAUUUCUCCCUUCAAUAUCAAUACAAUAUCAAGCAGACAAGUUCUAAAUAAAAAUUUAUUUGUUUACACACAUGUAUUUUACCUAAAUAGACUUGCUCAAUUUUAGCCAUUUUUAUAUUGGUAUCAAUUUUGUACUUGACAGUCUGUUUUUGGCUGUUGUUCGAUUUUAAUCAAGUGAGUUUUUGCUUAGAAUUAUAAACUCCACAUGACAUGCACUACUUCAACCGGAACCAAGUGAAAAAGCAAAUCAUCUUUUUAAAUUAUUGAUACACUUUGGGGCACAGAUACCAUCACUUAAGGUCCUGGAUACAGCUUAAAAUAUGCUCACCACAUAAGAUUGAAUUAAAAUGUGGCUCAGUCUAAAUAGAUUGUCACCAUGAAGAACAAGUGACCAAGAAAAGAAAAACAUAAGUUGUGUGCUCAGCAUAGAAAUCUUUUAAAUGUAUUUGUUAGUUUUUCAAGUCCUGCAUAUUAGCUUUUAUAUGGUAGAAUAUGAUUGUUCAUGAGACAGAUAUCCAGUGAUUUGUCACCUUAGUUAUUGCAAAGUUUCUUGACAGUAACAUUGUCAAGUAUUUAUGUUGGUUACACUAGUCUUUGGUUUUUUAUCAAAAAAGGCAGGGAGUGUGGGAUCCUGAAAUCUGGCACCAAUCUAACUCAAGCGGAAAAAGAUGUACCUCACCAGGAGAGGAACUCAAGAAACAACUCAUGUAAGUAAAAUCAUGGUACACUCUGGCUAUUUUAUCUUUUAAAAAAACCUAAUCCCAGACAAGGAAGCCCCUUUCAUUCUUAACUGACUCCCAUGAGUGACUGAGACAUGAUUUCUCCUUAAAAUACCAAUUCAAUAUCAUGCAGACAAGUGAUAAGGAUAAUUAUUAGAUCCAAUACCAAAUUCUCCAAGCUAGCAUCAUGAGAAUUGUAUUAAUGACAGUUGGGAGAAUUACAAAUGAGAUCUUGGGAGUGAAAGGGUUGACUAGUAGAUCCAUUCAGUGGAAAUGUUUACAUCUAUGGUGCCAUCCAGUUCAGACCAUAUAAUGGGAGCAUACAAUCAAGCAAUUUGUCACUUGCAUUUAAGUACGUGCAACCAGAGCACUAUAUGUUGUAACCUGUCAAAUGAAUAAUCACAUAGUCUGAUUGAAGUUGCACCAGAACCAUAAACACACUUAGUGAAUUUGUGUAUUACCCAGGUGAGUCAAUUUGUCAAACCCAACCUUCAUUAUUAAAUGAAAUUUAUCACAAUUAAGUCUGUUGAAGUUUAUUGAUAAAUAAUUCUUUGUUUUCUGCGCAUAGUGAAUGCACCUUUCUAUUUUUUUAUCUGUAUGAUAAGGGCUUCUUUUUCUUUGGGGGGAUGUUUAAUUGCUAAUCAUUUUUUUUUUUAAUUUAAACAGAACUCUUCCUCUGCCUUAAGUUUCUUUAGGCUUUUAAAUGUUUGUUCAAGGAAAAAACCUCUGUCUAAUAAAUUUCUAAUUUUGGUGGAUUGCCUAGCUUGCCUUAAAAUACAAUUAAAAAAUCAAUGACAAUUUUACAAUAUUGUAAGUGACCUGAAUAAUGACAGAAUUUUUAAAAUGCCUCGAGAGCAUGUCUUUUAGUUUUCCUGCAGAGGUUAGCCAUGCUUGUGUGACACUACCUGACACUAUUAUUUCAUUUCGUCCACUUUUUUUUGAUAUUGCUUUGUGAUCAAGAAGCAUAACUUUUUGUUUUUUUUUUUUUUUUUUAGUAACUAUAUCGAGAUUAAUCUUUUAUUUGUUCCAAAUAAACUUGGAAUUUUUUUUUCAUCUUAGUAUUGAGGAUGGUAUAGUGUUGAGCCCUCAACGUCAAAGCUUUGUACAAGGCUGUCAGAUUCCUCAGAGUGCACCGGAAAGGAAUAACCAACAGGAGAGAGUGAAGACAGGUUUGAGCAGGACAACUGAUCGUGAUAGGGAGGGUAGGAGCAGACUCACUGGAAGGGUGGGUAGAGGAAGGGCCUUGGACUAUAAAGAACGCACACCUCUACAAGAAAGGAACAAGGUGAAGCUUUUGAACUGUUGCUGGUAAUUCUUGUUCUUACUCAAAGCUGAUUUUAUAGCAUUCAGGUUGGAGACAUUUGAGAAAUUUACAAGCAAAAACUUAUCUGUCAUUGAACAUUGAAUUUAGAAGCUCCACUUUUCUAAAAAAAACCAUCUAGGUUAUGUAAUGAGCUUGCCUCCUUAAAGUUUUUUUGCAAAAAAAUGUCCAUGUCCAGCUUUUGAGACAUUUGUCUUUGGCUCUUUGUGCACUUGGUUGUGUCAAAGGCUAGAGCACAACACCAAAAACACUGCACCUUUUUUCAAGUGCCGAGCAUGUGCAUACUUCAAUUUUCCCACCUAAAAGUAUAGCACUCAAGAUGCAGGAGACAAGACCUAUGGAGUACAUUUCUGAUCCAAGUAGAGUAGAAGUUCUACUCUGUGAAAGAGCUUUUUGCAAAGACAGCUCAUUUUCACUUGUUAUUUAAGACCCUGAGUUAUCAUCUUUUGUGAAGCCCAAGCCCUCCUGAACAGCAGUCUAAAAUUCUCCCAGUUGAGCAAACCAACUGAGCUGUUAGAUCGUACUAAGUGUUGAUAUUAGGAAUGCAUUUGAUACUGUAUUGAAAACUUUUCAGGAUCCAGAGGAACCGUCAGGGAAAUAUUCAGGUUUAAGGGAAAAGGAAGAGAGAGGUGAGCGAGACAGAGCUGGUGGAAGUUAUGGCAAGGAGAAAGAUAGAGGAUUCAGGGAGAGAGAUCAAGAUCAAAACCGAAAUAGAGAAGAACAUAGUAGAGGGAGAAAUAUUCAUGGUAUGUAGACAAGGGAAGGCAAGUCUGCCAAUCAACUCUGAGUAAAAACUAGGUUCAACAAUUGAUCAGCAAGGGUUUUGGUCACCAUGACAACAAAAAAAUUUGGGCUUCUAAAUUUGCUGUAUACAUCACCAAUUUGGUGACCUUUAGUGGCAUUUAGCAGCAUGUCAUGUAGUAAGCUUUUAAGUAUCGUUCUAUAAUUUAGUAUAAAUGGUUAAAGUGAAAUGGUAAUUUUGCACUCUAGGGUUUUGUGUCACCAAAUUGCACCUUUGAAAUGUUACACUCUGACAAAGAGCUGAUGCUUGAGACAUCAAUGGUAGAAACUCUUUAUGGUGGCCAAGUUACAUCUUUAACUCAGUUUAUGAAUGACCUAUGAAACAUGAAGGAAGUUUACUUUCAAUUGAUAGUUUGCAUGUGGCAUAUUUGUAUAGAUAUUAGCAAAGUUGAACAUGAUCAAAAUCUUCUUUGAGCUCCUUUUUCUUUAUUUUGUUAAAAUCACAGGGAAAUGAUUUAACCUUGUAACAGUUUUUUUUAGAAAAAUUGAGAAUCAGAUUGUCAUUAUACAAAUUAUUCUUCUAGGAAAAGAUAAAAUAUUAGAGGAAACUCCUUCCUUUAAAAUGUAGAAAUCUUAUAUUAAUAGUAAAUGAUCUGCUCACAGUCAGGAAAAAACAUGUGAAAGAAAUUCAAAAUGAAGAACCAGAAUGGUUUACAUUUGGUCCAUCAAGCCAGUUUGAAACCAUGGAGCUUAAAGGAUUUGAUGAUGACGAGCUUGAAAAAAGAGGUAAUGUGGACAAUUGUUACUUAUCAAUACUUGUACUUGCAACACGCUGCAAGAUUAGUCACUACUACUUAAAUGAAAUUAAAUACUUAAGGUAAUUCACCAGAGUAGAAACUGACAUUGCAUUUUUACCCUUACCUUUCUAGAUCAAGAGAGGCGUAAAUCUGCAUCUGAUGAGCUCAAAGCAAUUUUGUCAGGUACAAUUCAAUUUUCACCAAUUAUUAUUGAGAGCUGUGUCAUCAUUCCAUAGCCAAUAAUAUUUAUGUUGAUGAUUAAUUGUAAGACAAGUUGUAAGUGGGAAAUGCUGUUCACCCUUUAACUCAUGAUAUCUUACAUGUGAAUAACCCCUUUUUAUGGUUGAACAGUCCCUGAAUUUGAGAAAUUUUGAUGUUUUGGUAGCUUAACACCCUCAAGCUAAGAGAUUUGUUAUUUCUAUAUGCCAGUCUACUUGGUGAUAAAUUGAUAUUUUAAGGAUAUUUUGAGGAUAUUUUAACCCUUGCAAUGCCAUCAGUCAUGUCACAAAGAUAUGAUUAAAAAAUAAUACUGCAAAGAAUUUAAAAGUCAUCUUCUAAGAUUGUGAUUGGAGGAUUUGAAUUCGUUUUUUUCAUUUGUUCCUCUAGGUGCCCAGUACAAUAAUGAUUUGAUAUUAGGAAAUGUAACCACAAGGCCUUAAACUUCAGAACUUGCAUUUUUUUGGAUGCAACAUAGUUCCCAGAAAGUCUUUUCCAUUUGUUGUAGACUAUAGCUAGACUGUAAUAGGUGUGAACUUAUUUUAGUUGGUAAGAAAGCCCCCAUGAAUGGUGAAGUAAAGAGUUCUUCAGCUACAACAGGCAGUAGUCCAUCCCAAGAUGGUGCAGGUGACCAAAAGAACAAAAAAACUAAAGAUGCUAAAGAAAAUGUAAAUGGUACAGCUGAUGACAGCCAUAAACAAAACGCCAAGCCUUUUGAUAUUAACGACUUUUUCCUGAGUGAAUCAUUGCUGCCUAUUUCAGGAGGGGUAAGUUCAUCUGACCUCACCCCUUCUUACAUGUAAGUGUCAAGAUAUGACUCACAACCUUCCCUUCCAGAAGGGAUGCGUUAACUCCAACUAGCUGUCUGGUUUGUCUAUUCUCAUUUCCUGUGUGCUAGAUAACUAUAUUGUUAAAAAACUGAUUUUACCUGUAUUAGUUAAAAUAUUCCUCAAGUCAAGGCCUUCCAUCCUUCAAGAAGUAUAAAGAGUCAGCAAAGUACAGUGGCUUAUUAUGUACUUAUUGAUUGAGUAAUUUUUCCUGCCCUGCCUGACUAGACUCAGUCAAUAAGCAUAUUGUCAAAUGACCACUAAGUGUCGAAAAUUUUGUUUCAACCCAGGGUGCUUGGGGGGGGAUGGCUUUUUCUGGACAGGCUCAUGUCAACCAUCAACCAGUCUGUCCCUAGACACUUCAGCUUUCAUGAUGGUUUUCAGUGGGAUUGCACUCAUGGGGCAGUAUGGAUUAUUGGUGCUUGUACCCAUUUGUGUACUUAAUGUAAACUGUAUUUACUCCACUCCACACUGCAACAUUUAUUAAGUGUUUUGGGUUCCUGAUGCUUUGUUAAUUGCAGGGUAGAGUUUGUUUCUCUAGCAAUGAAUUGCUUACUGUGUGUGUGUGUGUGGUGACAGUUAGAAGAAAAAUAAUGACCUCCUAUGUGGUUCUCCUUGUGUUGUUUCAAAACCUCUCUUCCUGGUGACUCAGUAGAGUGUCCACUGUACACUGCCUGAUGAUGCAUUUGAAAGAAAGCAGGGGCUGUGUCUUCUGAGUCCUUUGCCAGAAUCCAUGUCCCAAAUUCUCAUGAGAACCAUAAUCCUACAUGUCUCUAGACAUUAGCUAAAAUUGUUAUUCCUCAAAAGUGGGGGAAAGGUAACGUUUUGAAAAUCCAGACAUUGCUUCUUUUCCUUGAAAGAAACAACAUUAGAGAGCCCUAUUGGGAAUCCUCUACAUUGCAAACGUAAUAAUUGGGGAAAAAAUGAAACAGUCAAUAACAUUGUUUCAUCCAUUAUGUUUUGAUCAGGUGGACCAAGCCAGUAGUCGGUUUCGUCAGUUUUUUGGUCAACCUGGAAGUAACUACAGUAGCAGCAGAAGUGGAAGUCCAGGUAGGUGUACUGGAAACAGCGUUGACAAAAUGUACUCUCUUUGAUUUAACUGUUUCUUCCGCCAUUUUGAAGAAUGGUUCCUCUUUUUCAAAAUGGUGAAAUGAAUUGCUGGUUGUUUAAUUCAUACUCUUAGCUAGGCAUACACACAUUAUUGGGAACAAAAUCUGACUCCACUUUUUGUACACACAUUUUUGAACGGCUGGGCGGCUUAAUUUUCGAAGCUUUUUUCUCGUUUGUUUCAGCUGAAAGAAAAUUUGCCUGGUAUUUUUGGAACGUAGCCUGAAUCAAACAAUUUCUAACCGCCAUCUCCAUCAGUAGAAAUAACACUAAGCUAAAGUUUUUGAUACCUGUCAUUUGAAACGCUUGCUUUCAUCCCCUGAGAAUCAUAUUUCUUAUCUAAACAUUGUUUUAUCACGUUCACUAUCCUGGGGAAAGGUCUGUUGCAUAACCGAAUAAUUGAACAAAUGCUUUUAAUAGGUAUUGCAAGUGGUGGUACAAACACACCUCGGACGCCGUCACCAGGACCAAACUACUUAUUCUCCCCAAUUGCACCUUCAGUAGUUGAUGGUGUUGACUCUCAUGGCCUGGCGCACAUGCUACAGAGUACCCGCAUCAACAUGCAGCCUUUUCUGGAUGAGGUUAUGUCUGUCGGAAAGGAAAGCAAAGUUAAAGGAUCAGUCAGGUUGGAGGACAUUGAGGCUGAGGUCACAAAAGAUGGCGUGGACUUUGCAAAGAAAGAGACUAGUGACUUAGAACAAAACAAAGAAAAUCUCAAAAGGGGUGACACAACUAGCUCAAAGGAGGAAAUGUUGGCAUUUAAUAUGCUUGUUGAAAAGAUGAAGUCUUCAGGGACAUUGCCAGAGAAGCCUCAGCCUGCGGUAAGAUGUUUUACAGCAUUAUUUUUCUAAGUUGAAUCUGUAUUACGGAGCAACACGGGGGGGGGGGAUAGGGGAGAGAAAGAGAGGGGGAACCAUAAGGUUGCCACAUUGUUAGCAAUAGUUCUUUUCUGUCUUGUUCCUAUCUUCGUGGCUGUCUAAUAGAAUUAAAAUAUGUUAGCUUUGUAGGUUAUGAACGUUCUGUACAAGCGCGUAUCCGUGAUCUGUUUAAUUUUAUAAUAAAGUUUGGAUAUAACGCGUGCUGUCCUUGGUUGAAAGAUAGUGUUCCAACACAGUACAAAAUACCGAGCGGAGCUAAAGCUGUCUUGCCAUCUUCCAAUUUAUACAGUUUGUACUACGCCUCGUGUUUCCUCCUUUGCUUCUUUUGUGCUCUAGCCGCUUCCUACGUGCUUUACAACAGAACAGAAUACAGUCAAGGCUUCUUAUUUGUGAAUUAAAAUGAGGCAGGAGAUAUUGUCAUUGACUCGUUGAAACGCAACGAAAGAUUACCAUAACUGAACUGUAGAACAGGUAAAGUCUGUAAGUUGGUGGCGAAAUAAUUCAUUUCUUCCUGUGUGAUAUUAUUUACUCAAAGAUUCCGGGAUUACCGUCCCGUUUACUACCAAGACCACCAUCUCCUAAACGUAAAACUCCAAGAAAUACACCUUCUCCUUAUCAUGAUCUAAGACGUUCACCCUCACCUGCUGAGCUGCUGAAACGGAUGACUAUGCAGGGAGCAGUAUCUGAUGACAGGCCCCCAUCACCAGCCCAGGUGGUGCCUCAGAUGCACAGACCUCCCUCACCUCUAGAGAUGUUCCACAAGUACGGUGCAAUAGGUAUGUGAUCUGCCACCUCUUUUGUGUAGAAGAUAAGUAUCUUGAAUACCAAGGGGCUGAGAGAAAGAUAAGAAUGAUGAUUACUUUGUGGAGGAAUUUCUGUAAUUUAUCGGAUUGGAAAUUCUCAUAUAUAUACCGCUGUGAAAAAUGAGGUUGAUGAAUGACCGGCCACUUGAACCCGUUUGUCUCUGUGUGUGGGUGUCUUUUGUUUUUCCUUGUGCCCCUUCCUCUCCAAAAACAAUCUCCCUAGGCACACAUGUGAGGCUUAAUUUUGAAUGGUUAGGAUCUUUUCUUCUUUUAAUUUACAAUGUGGUUUCUCCCUUUUUAGUAAGCCCAUCUCAUGAUGUGUUUGCUUCUCCUUUGUUACGGCACACACCGUCUCCUCAUGCUAUGCUUGCACAGCAGAGAGACAGUCCUCCACUUGGGUUUGGUGGCGUCAACUUGCAUAACGUACCCCCACACGUCAUGUCGCUGUACCUCGCAGGACAUCAUCCAGGCAUGCAGCAGAAAGGCAACCAGAAGCCACCUUCAAGGACGCCACAAGGGAGGAACACCACGCGAGGAGGCGCCCCGGAACCGCGCAAUCAGUGUGCGCCACAUUCAAAACCAACUUCAGAGGGUCAGGUGGGUUCCCCUUUUAUACCUGAUCGAUCUUUCAUGCCGACAUCUGUGUUGAGAAAGAUACGCAAGGAACAGUUAGACCAAAAGAUGCCAAAGUCUGACGAACAGCCUAAAGUAAGAACUUCCAUAGCAGUUGAAGAAGCCAUUGCCAAUAACAAAGACCACACGGCUGACCAAGAUCCCUUCCAGGCGAAAGCUAGGUCACAGUCAGGCGAUACAGGUGAAUUAGUUAAGAUGGCGCUCUUCCAACAGUAUGCGACUGAAAACGACGCUCAAGGAAACAAACCUGCUCAGAAACACGACCAUCUAUUGUCUCCAAGGUCCAUGAAGUCAAAUGAUUCACAACCACCCCAAAGUGGUUCGCCAAUUUUGCAGAAGCCAACGGCCUUUAGACCUUUACCUGGCUCUCCACAAGUACCGUUUCUUAGUUUCAAGAGUAGCGGUAUUCACUCUGAACCAGCAUCUCCUCUGCAUUCUUUUAAUCAGAGCGCAGGAUCACCACUGAGACCUGCAAGGCCCCUGCCUCACUCGGAACCAUGUACUCCUCAACGUCAUCCAUUGGCAGAUAAAGCAACUUUGCUGUCGCCUCAGCAGUUGGCGUCCAAAGGUUUGAUGCCAAGAGUAGACAGUAAGCCAGGGGAAGGAUUAUUUGGCCAUGUCACUACCUUGGAGAGUCAGGGAAAAGGCAUUCGCAGUGGCAUCACGCGUGUUGUCACGGCCAAUGAAGGCAGGCCCCUAACGCACUCGUUCGAGCAGCAACCGCAUAGUAUACCAGAGAAGGUGUCUAUGCCUGAAGACGUGUUUCACACGAAGAGAAGUGAGAGUUUGUCAAAAAGUCAUCAUGGUCCAACUAUGCAAAGAAUGAACAGCACCGAGAUGUCGACAUCAUAUGAGAACCUGCCGCCAAAUCAUCCUCAAGGAAUCCACGGAAGUGGUUCGCGACCCACUCCGGCUCAUUUCAUGACCAGAUCGUUUUCAGGACCGCAUGGUCCACGGCCUGGUCCACAUGUACCAAAUGGACGCAUGUCACCGUCAAGUAUGCCAGCAAUGCAUGGUCAUCCUGGUCGGACUCCCUUUAACUCACCUAUGCCAGGCAUGCCGAUGCCUCCCCGUUCUGCAAUGCAUCCUGGUAUGAUCCCACCGCACAUGCAAGCAGCUUAUCUAAGGAUGAUGUCUUCAAGUGGAACUCCCAUGGGCGGCAUCCCCUCUCCCGGAAUAAACCCGAUGUCUAUGAGGUUGCCUAUUCCACACUCGGUGGGAAGGUAUCCUAUAAUGCCAGGACACAAUCCUGCAGCAGCAGCAGCAGCAGCUGCUGCCGCUAUGAUGUAUGGGGGGCGUCCGUCACCUGGAUAUCCAACUGUUAACCCUGCAACGAUGAUAGGAGCUCGUUCCCCUCACAUGCCCCAUCACGUUGGUCUACAGCAGGUCCAGGGGAGACGAGGUAGGUGUUUUGAUCUUUUUUUUCCGUAUUUGUUUUAGUGGCUAUGCGAUGUUGUCUGUUAGUCGCAGAAACUCGGCUCUACUUAUGGUUUGAUUGAUGGGCCUCGACGGGCCAAUACCUAAGUGUUUGAAAUGAUGAACUAGUAUUCCUCUCAGAGUUAUCAGCACUUAAAAGACGAAGCAUGAUUGCAAAUUGGCAGAUGACUCCAAUGGCAUGGCUCGCAGUUUGAAAAAUAUAGGGUGCCAUAAGCACUACACUAAUUCAUAUCCACAACAAGAUAUGUAAACAGCAUUAGUCAGAAGUCGAUCACUUGCGAAAUUUUAGCACAAAAGAAAUAUUCUCCAAGCUGAAAACAUAGAUCCAUGUUAGGGUUUCCAUUAGCUUCAUUACUAUGGGGAGAAGAGUCGUUCACACAACUUUUUCGUCCAGUUUGGCGACACAAGAAAUUAUCGAAAGGAUGGUAGACAAUAAGGCGACUAGACACAAAGACGUCUUUUCUUUUGACAGCACUUGAAUUUUUUCCCACAUGAGUCAUCUGUUACGCUCUCUUGUUUCGACAAUACGAACGUAGAUUGAAACGUUUUAAUCAUGGGUGAAACGAAUAUAGACUGUUGUUGUUUUAUAGUUCCCAGUCCUAUUACGAACCAUCCUCAUCAAUCCCAUUCUCCGGGUGGGUCUGGCUCAGGCAACAUUUUGUCGAAGUGGUUCAGUGAAGAUGUUCUCCAACAGGCCGCCCCAGUGCACAAGGAUACCACUGCUGACUUUUCAAGGAAAGUCAUGUCAGUAGAAGAACUGGAGAGACAGCAGACCGCAGCCAUGAAUUAAUUUAAGCUUUUUUGCGGUAAUUUGGUAUUGAAUGCUUCCAUAAUUAUUGUAUUGGUGAGCGUGAGUUUACUGACGCUGUCGCUGAGGUCUUUCUGACUGUAUUCAUAUUUUAGAUACUAUAGAUCUGUGGCCGUGUGAUUACAUCUUCUUCUCUUCUAAAUUAAGAAAAAAAAAGUUAUUUAUUUGUAAAGCCGUUCGUUGCUAAUUUCACAUGUUUGCUGCUUUUUCGUGCUAGUGAGCUUCAUUUCCACAAACGCUAUUUGUUCAACUCUUUAGGUUUAUUAAUGUACACUGUAUAUAGAAAUCAACUGUGCUUCACGUGAACUGAAAAGAAAAAUGUUGAGAUUGGGGUUCUUCAUUUAAGGGAUUUGUGUAUUUAAAUAAUUUGCUCAAUUUAGUGUCUUUUUUCCUAGUGUUUUCGUUUAAGAACGUUUGCGCUAACUCGAUGUUAGAGUAUCCUCUGCGGAUGAAGGUUGAUCCAAUUUUUCCGUGAAAUCAUUUUCUUUCUGAAUUCUUACUUUAUAAAGAAAAUCCCCAAAAAAUAUAUAAAUGGACAAUUUCUAAUUAUUUUGAGCUUACAAUUCUUUUGGGUUCUAAUUAAGACAUGAGUAUAGGUAUAAAUAACUUCAGUGGCCUUCGUUGAGAAUAGGUCUAACUAUGGCAAUGACAUUAGUGAAAGUCUAUGAUGUAGUGGGUCCUUUAACUCGGUCAAAAGUGAACACGCAUCAAAGAUAUAAUUCUUCGUUCAAUUUCGAUUUUGUAGAACGUAACGAGGCCAUAAUUGUUAUCAAGGAUUAAAGCUCCGAUAAACUUUGGCCAUUGACAUAGGCUUAUCCCAGUCAACCGCAGUCCAAGUUACGAAAGUAAUAUUUACGUCUGAGCGUGAAUGUCCUUCAAUGGAAAAGCUGAUAAAAUGUGGCGAGCAGCUAUGUAUAUUUAUUGGAACAAAAGAAAGUUUAUAUUACAAAAUGGUUUAAUUCACAAAGGACUUAGUUGGUAACUCACGGUGGCCACCAUUUAAUGUAUUUGGUACUGGUAUGGCUGUCGUGACAUCAUGUGAAAACAAUCUAUUUUUCAUCUAUGAUUAAUCAGUCUUGCAUUAUUGCCAAAAGCGGUAGUUCUCAUUCCAUAAUAUUCUAAACGUGGGGCUGCACGAUUUCGGUAAAUGUCAAUUGUUAGCGAGAAGACAGUACAAUUUGGUCGUAAAAUUUUGUAAAAUUAUGCAAGGCAUAUGUUAUCAUGGAUUAUGAAACCUGUGUUAUUGUCUAGACAACAUUCUCCACCUGAAUUAUCCAAAAUGAUUUACUGCAGGCUUCGUUUUCCCUUCGUAUCGUCGCUAUAAUGUUAGCAAAUCAGAUAUGUUAUGGAAUGAAGUUAUACUCUGGGUUCGCCCUUCUGGACCACGUGGAAGUAAAAGAGAGGCUGGGAACAAGAAAGGGAAUUGCAGGAGGUACAUGCUGUGUACAACGAGUACCAUGACUGAUUGCAUUGGAUUAUGCAAAUAAACUUGUUCUCCUGUUAUGUUGUAUGGGAUAUGAGAUAACCUACUCGAUCCGUUAGAGGACUGGACGAUUGUCGGUAUUUGUGCAACUGUGCACCUAACCCAACACCAGUCGACCAAUAACAAGUUCGGGUUAAUGUUGGGUUAGGGGAGGGGUG